Micromonas commoda is the source of this 1284-nucleotide messenger RNA. RefSeq lists its product with no specific name. The annotation marks the transcript as partial. The transcript has 3 exons. Gene Ontology annotation, biological process: transmembrane transport. The record is from RefSeq and is a predicted model, not a curated record. Gene Ontology annotation, molecular function: calcium ion binding; ATP transmembrane transporter activity. Lineage: Eukaryota; Viridiplantae; Chlorophyta; Mamiellophyceae; Mamiellales; Mamiellaceae.
GAGGUGGAGGAGGGUCUGCGCCGCCGAGGUAUCGCGGUAUCCGAUGACCAGCUCAGGUCCAUGCUCGGCGAGCUCGACGCGAAUAAGGACAGGAGGAUAUCCGCGUCAGAGUUCGACGCGUUCUGCGACAAACGCCGCGCCAACAUCAAGCAAGUCUUCCGCGACGUCGACGCGGACGGGGACGGGCAGAUCGACUCCAAGGAACUGAGGCGCGGGGUCGAACGCGCGGGCCUCAAGAUCUCCGACGAGCAGCUCCGCGCCGCGUUCAAGCGCAUGGACCUCGACAGGGACGGCCGCCUCUCCUUUGACGAGUUCGAGUCCACGCUCAUGCUCCUGCCGCACGGAGCCAACCCCGAGGCUGUGUUCGACGCCUUCGCGCACAGAGCCUUCGUGGACGAUCCGGACGGCGGCGAGACCAUCGGGACGGCGAAGAAGCUCGCGAGCGGCGGCGUCGCGGGCGCCGUCUCCCGCAGUGCCACCGCGCCGAUAGACAGGAUCAAGACAAUCAUGCAGGCGGGGCGGUUGCCGAGCUCCGGGGGCAUCGCUCCCGUCGCGGGCGCCGCGGCGCGAGCCGUGUGGCACGAGGGUGGAUGGCGCGCCUUCUGGCGCGGGAACGGCGCCAACGUCGCCAAGGUUGUGCCGGAGACGGCGACCAAGUACGUCGCGUUCGACAUCCUUAAAAGGCAAUUAGCGACGGAUCCGGGCAACGCGACUGUGCUCGAACGGUUCGCCGCCGGCGGGAUGGCUGGGGCGGCGGCGCAGACGGUGGUGUACCCGCUGGAGAUUGUCAAGACGCGGGUGAGCUUGAGCGCGGGGGGUUGCUCGAUGGCGACGGUGAUCGCCGGGGUGCUCAGAACGGAGGGAACGCGGGGUUUGUUCAAGGGUCUGACGCCGUCGCUCGUGGGUAUCUUUCCGUACGCGGGCAUCGACCUCAUGGCCAACUCGGUGCUGAAGGAUGCGCUCGCCGCCAAGUACGCCGAGGUUGGCCGGGACCCCGGCGUCGCGGAGCUGCUCGGGUGCGGCAUGGCGUCCAGCACCAGCGCCAUGCUGGUGACCUACCCGCUGAACCUCGUUCGCACGAGGUUGCAGGCCUCGGGGAUGCCGGGGCAGCCGACGUACUCGGGCCCGGUGGAGUGCGCGGGGAAGAUCUUAGCGAAGGAGGGCUUCGCGGGUCUAUACCGCGGGCUGGUGCCGAACCUCGCGAAGGUUCUGCCGGCCACCAGCGUGUCCUACGCGGUGUACGACGUGCUGAGCUCGUGGCAGCGGCGCAAGGGCGAGGACUGA